GAAUUUAGUGAACGCUUCUCUUGGCAGCGAUUCAACGACUAUUUUUUAGCAGUGGUUUAGUGUUUCGACGGUCGUCGACGUGGCCUGAGAAAUGUGAUGUGGUGCGCAGGAAUCGUCUGAUUCAAUAUAUACGCAUUGAAAUGGCUUGAGCCACGUGUCUCCAGGUCUGUGUCGGAGAUUUUUCGGAUUUAUUUGAGAGUUGAGAGUUGAGUCAAGUUGAAUUGUCAACAUUUUGGUGCCGAAACUGCCCGGGAAUAUUUACUGAGUUGUUCUUUCCCGUUUCCAGUCUGAUAUCGAGUAUGGCGGAGAUAGAGCGCUUGAAGCGUUCGAGGAACGCCGCCCGAGGGUGGCUGAAUCGUGCAGGCGAGUCCCUGAGCGCCGCGCUGACAAGCAAAGAUGCAAAGCAAAGUGACGCACAGACAAGCAAAGAUGUGGAUCUUUUUGAACUGGAAACCAUGCUUGCUCUCUUUGAUAGGAGGAUGUGUAACUUUGAAGCCGCGCAGACGGCUCUUGAGUCGGAACAAUCUGAGGAGGACACCCUGUCCGACCAGUCUUCAGGGUCGUUGGACCAGUUGAUCAUGUUGAGAGCGAGGGCCAUGAAACUGCUGGCAGUCCACCAAGCAGCACCAGCUUCUGGUGCUGGGAUCCGAGGUGAGACCCCCAAGCUACCGAGGUUGGACCUGCCCCGUUUCUCUGGAAAACCCCAAGAUUGGCCUGCAUUUUGGGAGGCGUUUUGUGUCGCAGUACAUGAUUCGAAGUUAGCAGAUGUCACAAAGCUCACCUAUCUGAGAACGUUGCUGGAUGGUGAGGCGAAGAGAUGCGUGGAGGGGCUCGCAUUGAGUAGCGAGAGUUACAAGAUAACAUGUGAUCUUCUGCAAGAGCGGUUUGGACGCAAGGAUUUAAUAAUAUUUUCUCAUGUGCAAGCUCUCCUCAACCUUGAUCCUAUUCCUUUGGACAAGCUCCGUGACCUAGUAGAUAUCCUCCUCAUCCACAUCAGAAGCCUGGAAGCCCUCGGCAUUACAGGAGAGUCCUAUGGUGUCCUUCUAAAUCCUAUCAUCCUUUCCCGACUGCCCAAUGCUGUCCGCCUGGAGUGGGCCCGUGAAGCCGAGGAGAAGGAGGCUGAUCUUGAUCAUCUCAUCGGGUUCCUGACGAGGGAGGUGGAGCGGCGAGGUCGCUCUGGUGUCUACGUGGGACUGGCUGGUGCUGGAGCAUCAUCUUCAUCUUCACGAGCCAGUGGUGCCGGCGCUUCUUCACGGGCUGGUGGUGCCGGAGUCUCCGCUCGGGCUGGCAGUGCCGGCGGUUCUUCAUCUUCGAGAGGUGGGGGCAGCCACCCUGCUGUCACUAGCCGGCGCCCGUCUGUGUACACGGAGGCGCGGGGCACCGGCCCUGGUCUACCCUCCGGGGCAGCUCUGCACUCAUCUGAGCUUAAGUGCUCUUUCUGCGAACCUCAGAGCUGUGGCGGUUCCAGCCAUAUGUGCCCCCCUCGCGCGUCCACUUCUGCCGGCCUCUGUUCUGGAUCAGCUUGAUGGUGUAGUCCUGGCUGACCCGCUAGAGAGUGAGAGUCUGCACAUCGACAUUCUGGUCGGUGUUGAUCAGUUCUGGCAACUGGUAAGUGGGGAGACGCGAGUACUGCGAGAGGGUAUGGUGGCUCAGAGAACUGUGUUCGGCUGGGUGCUGAGCGGUCAGGUGAGUGGCGUAGAUGACCACAAGGGUGGAUGUCAGCUCCUGUGUCUGGGUGACAUACAUGAGUCGGCGCUGCGCCGUCUGUGGUCACUGGAGGGAGUAGGUGUGACGGAUGUGACCACUGGUGAUGAGUCUGAUGUGAUGACCACGUUCGAGUCCACUGUGGAACGAUCAGCUGAUGGUCGUUAUGUGGUGAAACGGCCAUGGAAGGAGGGUGCAGUUGACCUGUUGCAGGAUAACCGAGCUAGUGCUGAGAAGCGGCUGACUGGUCUGGGACGUAAGCUGGAGCGGGACCCUGACCUGCGUGCCUGUUAUGAUGGUGCCCUGUGUGAGAUGGAGGGGGCUGGGGUGAUUACAGAGGUGCCUGUGGAGGAGCUGGUAACCCAGAACCCUACAUUUUACCUGCCCCACCGUCCGGUAGUCAAGGAGAGCAGCACCUCUACUAAAGUCCGCCCAGUGUUCGAUGCGUCCGCUCGUGGGCCUAACGGUGUCUCUUUGAACGAUUGCUUGGAGGUGGGACCCUGCCUCCUGCCUAACCUGCUGGAGGUUCUCCUGCGUUUCAGGCGUUGGCCGUUCGCAGUGACCGCUGACAUCACGAAAGCCUUUCUGCAGGUCGGUCUGAGUGUCGAGGAUCAAGACACCCACCGUUUCCUGUGGGACUGUGACGGUCGUGUGCGUGUGAUGAAGUCACAGAGGGUCAUUUUUGGUGUCAGUAGUUCUCCCUUCCUCCUAAGUGCUACGAUUAGACAUCAUUUGUCUCUGUACCCUGAUUCUCCUGCCAUUCGUGAGAUGCGUGAGAAUUUCUAUGUGGAUGACCUGUUGUCGGGUGCCGACAGCGAGAGUGAGGCCUCCGCGCUGCUCUCAGAGGCUCAGCGUGUGAUGAGAGAUGCCCACAUGAUGUUGACCAAGUGUCGCUCUAACAGCCCCCUGUUGUUCGACAAGGCGCAGGGUGUGUCUGGUGAGAGUGAGCAUGUGAAGGUGCUCGGUGUGAUCUGGAACCCGACUGAUGACCUGUUCGCAUUCCAGGGCGUGUCACUGCCUGACGACAUUGUUCCCACAAAACGUGUCGUUCUCAGCUUUGUCGCACGCAUGUUCGAUCCCCUUGGAUUCAUCAGCCCGUUUGUGAUGACUCUGAAAUCUCUCUUCCAAGAGCUGUGGCAGCUGGGGUUGCACUGGGAUGACCCGCUGCCGGAGUCCUGUCGUGAGACGUUCGCCAGAUGGCUGAGUGGACUGGCGGUGCUGAAGGAGCUGCGUGUGCCGCGCGGCUACUCGCCGAGCGCGUGGAGGGACGGCCACGGCGCUGAGCUUCUGGCAUUCAGCGAUGCAUCGCCCAAAGGGUAUGGAGCUACCGUUUACAUCCGUGUCCCUUUGGAGGAUGGGUCAUUUCAUGUGUCGCUGGUGAUGGCAAAGAGCCGUGUGGCGCCUGUUAAGAAGCUUAGUCUUCCUAGGCUAGAGCUUCUUGGCUGCCUGAUCGCGGCCCGCCUGGUCGUGUUCGUGAGGAGUGCGCUCCGUCUCUCGCACAGUACUCCGUGCCUCUGUUGGACUGAUUCAAUGGUAGCACUGGGUUGGAUCAGGGCCGAUCCACGUAAGUGGAAGGAGUUUGUGGCCAACAGAGUGACUGAAAUUCAGAGUCUGACGGAUCCUGAACGGUGGCAGCACUGUCCGGGGGAGUGUAACCCGGCUGACCUCACCACACGCGGGGUGUCUGCUGAGGAGCUUGUGAGGUCAGAGCUGUGGCUCAGUGGGCCAUCUUGGCUGUCACACUGUCACACACCUGACGUGAACCAGUCUGUCUUGGUGCAGCACGAUUUGUCCGGCGUCUCUGUGAGUUCUCCCGGAGGUGACGUGUGCCCCCGUGCAGGUGACGUGUGCCCCCGUGGAGGUGACGUGUGUUCCCUUGGUGGUGAUGUGUACCGAGCUGGUGGUGAUGUGAGCACGCCUGUGUGCUCACCAGGCGGUACCGUGCGCACGCCUGUGUGCUCGCCUGGCUGUGCUGUGUGCACGCCUGUGUGCUCGCCUGGUGGUGCUGUGUGCUCGUCCGGCGGUGCGGCGUGCUCGCCUGGCGGGGCUGUGCGCACUCCCGGCGCAGCCGUGUGCUCGCCUGGCGGUGCUGUGUGCUCGCCUGGCGGUGCUGUGUGCUCGUCCGGCGGUGCGGCGUGCUCGCCUGGCGGGGCUGUGUGCUCACCCGGCGCUGCCGUGUGCUCGCCCGGUGCUACCUUGUGCACACCGGACGGAGCUGUGUGUUCGUUUGACGAGAAGGUGUCUGAUCCUAUUACUGAGGAGAUGGUUGAAGUAGAGUCCUUCUGUUUGGUGACUUCACAGUUUGAGGAAGUAUUUCCUGUUGAACGCUGGGGUAAGAUGUCCAAGGCUGUCCGUGUGGCGGGCUGGGUCCGUCGAUUUAUACGGAACUGUCGUGUCCCAGCUGACAGGUGCAGUCUUCCUGAUCUGACGACUCUCGAGCUAGCUGACGCGAGGCUCGAUCUGCUGCGACAGGAGCAGCGGAAGGCGUUUUCUGGAGAAUGGAGCGCGUUGGAGAAGCGCCAGUCGCUGCCGAAGGGCUCGCGCCUGAUCGGUCUCGACCCGUUUAUCGCUGACGAUAGACUUCUCAGAGUGAGGGGUCGGCUGGAGUUCUCUGACUUGAUGUACGAGGAGAAGCACCCGAUUCUGCUGCCAAAAUGUCACUUGGCUGUGCUUUUGGCAAGAGAGCAGCAUGUUCUUCUGAAACAUGCGGGUGUCUCAACGAUGAUGACUUCGCUCAGAGGAGCGUAUUGGAUCUUGGGCUUGCGCUGCAUCGCCAAGGGUGUGAAGCGCGGCUGUGUCAGCUGCCUUCGUCACGAUUCUCGACCGUUCAACGAGGAGGCGGCGCCUCUGCCGGGCUGCAGAGUGACUCAGUCCCCUCCAUUCACAGUGACUGGUGUUGAUUUUGGUGGUCCCCUGUUCAGCGUCGAUUUUCCACGGAAGAAGUUUUACGUGUGCCUGUUCACGUGUGCUGUCACGCGUGCCGUUCACCUUGAAAUGACUGACGCCCUGUCGUUACCGGCAUUCAUGCUAGCACUCAGGCGUUUUUCAGCCAGGCGCGGUCUACCAAGGAUCAUGUACUCUGACAACGCACCUACUUUCAGGGGAGCUGAUAAGCAGCUGCAGCGUGUCUACAGUCAUCUGGCGCCUGAGUGGCGCUUCAUUGUACCGCAUUCGCCGUGGUGGGGCGGAUGGUGGGAACGGCUCAUCCGUUCCGUGAAAGUGGGCCUGCGCAAGUCGCUUGGGUCACGCUGUCUGUCACGGGAUGAGCUGGAGACUGUGUUGUUAGAAGUUGAGUGUUGUGUUAACUCCCGUCCAUUGACGUUUGUUGGUGAUGGACUGGACUCGAGCCCCCCGAUCACCCCGGCGCACUUUCUGACGGGCAGAGGGACCGGGUUCUCCUCGCGGGUGGUGGAGGACCCUGCCUGUGUGAAUGCGAAGGCGCUGACUGAGAGAGCUCGUGUGUGUGAGAAGCGUCUGGCUAGAUUUUGGUCUGUCUGGUACAAGGAGUAUGUCAGGACCCUGCCGCCUUCUGUCAGAAGGUUCAGGCCUCAAGGUAAGCUGUCCGAGGGCUCCAUGGUCAUGCUGCAGGAGGAUAACGUGCCGCGCAUGAGGUGGGUACAUGGCGUCGUCACGAGACUGAUCACCGGCCGAGACGGAAAGGUGAGGUCGGCAGAAGUCCGGACUCCGUCUGGUCUAAAAACCCGUCCCAUCCAGAGGCUUUUUGACCUCGACCCGCUGUCCUCUGAGCCGUGAACCGCUCACAUUCGUCGGCGGUGUUAGACCGCAGUGUUCGUCAGCAGUGUUAGUUUGUUUUUCUCUCGUCUGCGAUUACAGGCAAGGUAGUGUUGGGCGCCGACUGUAGAUGUCGCUCUGAGCAGUGAGGCGGCGUGCAGAGGACGCGCUGAGUUGACAGUUGCGUGUGGUGGCUCGCAGAGUGCAGGGUGAAAGUGGCCCUGGUGAUGUGACAAGUUUGAUGUCGUUUGCGUCGAGGUUGGCGUUUGUUUGUUUGAAGAGUGGUGAAUCGAUUUACGUUUGCGUUUGUAGACUGAUGCGUUUGACUCAGAUUCUCUGUCUGAAUCUGUCUGAAUUGAAUUAAGUGAUGCAGUCUUGUUCGCUGUGAACUAUGGAUCUGUCGUUGUAAGAUCGGUUCCGUACCUGUGUGAAACGCGCCCUCUGAAGUUCGCAUUUCAGGGGGGAGGAUGUUACGGAAUUUAGUGAACGCUUCUCUUGGCAGCGAUUCAACGACUAUUUUUUAGCAGUGGUUUAGUGUUUCGACGGUCGUCGACGUGGCCUGAGAAAUGUGAUGUGGUGCGCAGGAAUCGUCUGAUUCAAUAUAUACGCAUUGAAAUGGCUUGA
Messenger RNA from Amphibalanus amphitrite, 6060 nucleotides. RefSeq lists its product as uncharacterized. Gene Ontology annotation, biological process: DNA integration. Lineage: Eukaryota; Metazoa; Arthropoda; Thecostraca; Balanomorpha; Balanidae. The coding region runs from base 300 to 1526 and encodes 408 amino acids. The record is from RefSeq and is a predicted model, not a curated record. The transcript has 2 exons. Gene Ontology annotation, molecular function: nucleic acid binding.